GAUGCGUUCAACGACAGCUGCUCGGUAAUGUUCUCCGAUUUGUCCGUCAUUAGCAUUUUAAACGUUUGUCUGCCGCUUUUUCUGGAAGUCAGCGACAUGGAGGCAAGAUUGUGAUCAGUUUUUUAGGGGGCGACCAUGGAUGUAGGAGCGUGUGGUUUGCGGUAUGAGCUGCUGGCGGAGCUGGGCGAAGGCGCCUACGGCAAGGUGUACAAGGCCAGGGAGGUGGGCGAGGAAGGGCGCCUCCUGGCGGUGAAGAAGUUGAACAUCCGCGCAGACACCUGCGACAGCGGCAUCCCUCCCUUCAUGCUCCGAGAGGUGGCGCUGCUGCGCAAGAUGAAGUACUUCAACCACCCCAACGUGGUCGAACUGUUGGACGCGUCAGCCAUCAUGGAAGGCAGACACCUGGACCUCACUGUGGUGUUCGAGUAUAUUGACCAAGAUCUGGCUGCAUACCUGUCCAAAACCUCUGCUUCUGGACUUCCCAGGAACAACAUUAAGGAUGUGAUGCACCAGCUAAUGCAGGGUUUGGACUUCCUGGUAACCCACAUGGUUCUGCACCGUGAUCUGAAGCCAGAGAACAUCCUCAUCAGCAGCCGUGGAGAGGUCAAGAUCGCCGACUUCGGCCUGGCUCGCGUCUACAACUUCAACGUGGCCCUCACGCCAGGUGUUGUCUCCUUGUGGUAUCGAGCUCCGGAGGUUCUGCUCAACUCGGUUUACAUGUUCUCCGUGGACAUGUGGAGCGCCGGCUGCAUCUUUGCUGAGCUCUUCCUGCUGAGACCGCUCUUCAAAGGGUUCACUGAAAUGCAGCAACUGAAAAAAAUCUUUGAGGUGAUUGGUUUGCCUGACGAGGAGGAGUGGCCCCAGGACAGUCCCGUGCCCUACUCGCCGGCCUGGGGGCCGAAAAGCCCGUCUCCCGAGCUACUGCCCUCGUUGAGCCCCGACGAGUGCGACCUCCUUUUCAAAUGUUUGACUUUCACGCCCAGCAAACGCAUUUCAGCCGCCGAGGCCCUCACUCACUCUUUCUUUUCUAAGAACUGACACAGGUGACGCCUUCCACAGUCCGUCACACCCACACAAUCAAUGAAUGUCUUGUUCAACCAUCAUGAAAGGUUCGAAAAAUAUAUUAUAUGUUGUUAUUCUCUCUUAAAAAAAACACUACCAGCACCUUAUUGUGGACACUUUUAUUUUAGAUGUAUUAUUUCCAUAACUAGCACUUGAUUUUGUGAUGAUAAUGGCGUCAACACUGCUAGUUUUUUUUAUUUGCUUGUAAGAGUUGUCCAAUAUUUCGACAUUAACAUGUUAUCUAUUUUGUUAUGGAGUGUUUAAAAACACCGUAUUUGCACCUUAACACAUAUUCUACUUGCACAGUCUUUAUUUUGUGAGGAAGGUGGCUGUACGGUGUCCUCACUGCCGGGAAUGUUUGUGUGGAUAUUUUUCUACUGAUGUUCCACUGUUGACCAUGAGUCUUGCAUUUAAUAGCAAACUGUUUA
Nerophis ophidion (straightnose pipefish) is the source of this 1490-nucleotide messenger RNA. RefSeq names its product cyclin-dependent kinase 21 (gene cdk21). NCBI's taxonomy places the organism in Eukaryota, Metazoa, Chordata, Actinopteri, Syngnathiformes, Syngnathidae. The transcript has 8 exons. Gene Ontology annotation, biological process: protein phosphorylation; regulation of gene expression; G1/S transition of mitotic cell cycle. Gene Ontology annotation, cellular component: nucleus; cytoplasm; cyclin-dependent protein kinase holoenzyme complex. The coding region runs from base 136 to 1038 and encodes 300 amino acids. Gene Ontology annotation, molecular function: cyclin-dependent protein serine/threonine kinase activity; ATP binding; cyclin binding. The record is from RefSeq and is a predicted model, not a curated record.